Molecule: messenger RNA, 972 nt
Organism: Exophiala dermatitidis NIH/UT8656
Lineage: Eukaryota; Fungi; Ascomycota; Eurotiomycetes; Chaetothyriales; Herpotrichiellaceae
Exons: 1
Coding region: 1-972 (323 amino acids)
Source: RefSeq, a predicted model, not a curated record
AUGCUGGUUACAUCCCAGGAUGCACGAAUAGCGGGCUGGGGGUGCUCGGGCCUGUCAUUGCUCAUCUUGAUUAUUCGGAUCAUUACCUCGAGAGUCCAUCAGGGCUCACUCGACGCCAGCUCUGGCAUAUGCAUCGCUGCCCUGGUGGUUGUCUCGACUCGGAUUGUGGUCAAUCAGUACGUUCUCAGUUAUGGGACGUCAAAUGAUGCAAUCUACGGCAAAUCUCAGUACUUUGACUCUCACGACCUGGAAACCUUGAAAAUAGGCAGCAUUCUCGCGUUGAUUGCGAGGUUGCUUAUCACCACUUUUUACUGGUUGCAGAACUGCCUCCUCCUGCUGUUCUAUUCUCGUAUCUUCGAGAUCAGGGGGCAAUGGACCACUAUACUUAUCCGGCUCUGUUGGAUAUCCAUACCCAUGACAUACAUUGCAGUGGUCAUGGCCACGUUCUUGGAGUGCACCCCUUUCAGACUGUAUUGGCAAAUCAGUCCGAAUCCGGGGACUUGCAUUCGAGCAUAUAAUCAGCUGCUUACCCAGGGCAUCGCAAACAUCCUUCUCGACCUCAUCCUAUUGGCCAUUGCCUGGCCUCUCAUUGUCGUCCGUCAUCGAAGUAUUGGCGAAAAGUUACGGGUCGGCACAUUAUUUUGCUUGGGAUUUUUCUGCAUCAUCACCACUUGUGUCCGUAUUGGAUACAUCUACGCCGAAGAUUCCUAUCAGCCUGUUCGCAGCUUCUGGGCAUCCGUGCAGAUGGUUGUAUCGUGUUUUGUGGCAAAUGCGCCUUCAAUAUAUGGGUGCUGCAAGCUCAUCAAGAGGCGGAAGUCCCAGCAAGCCGCACGGAGGGGUAGUCGACCGGAGGUAUGGCUUCAGCUGCAGGCUGCCAACGAGAGCUUCGCCUCUCCAGACGUCCCUAUUCGUGCCAGGCUUGCCGAUUCGCCCACAUGCUCUGAGAAGGCUUGGUCGCGCUGGGUGCCAUGA